AGAUGGAUAUUGGCCAAGAAAGUACCCCAGCUCCACUCCUACCGCCUGCUGCGCCGGCCCUGUUGUCACCCCUUAACGCUCCUUUCCUCUUUGCACCCUCAGUUCCAUCGUCCUCACUGCACCCUCCUUUGUUAGAAACUCAAGUUCUCCCCGAUAUUGAUUGGGUUAGCCUCCUUUCCGGUCAAGGUGUGCUUGCUGAGAAUAAGCCAAUGAUUGAUAGUUCUUGUUUGAUGGCUGAAAAUGAAGGUGAUCAGGAUGAGAAAGGCAACAAGGAUAAGAGGAAAGGGAGUAGGAUCAAAAAGACAAGCCGGCCUAGGUUUGCGUUCCAAACCAGGAGUGCUGAUGACAUUUUGGACGAUGGGUACAGGUGGAGAAAGUAUGGACAAAAAGCUGUGAAAAAUAGCAUUUAUCCAAGGAGCUAUUACCGGUGCACGCAUCACACAUGCAACGUGAAGAAACAGGUUCAAAGGCUCUCCAAAGACACCAGCAUCGUGGUGACGACAUAUGAAGGAAUUCACAACCAUCCUUGUGAAAAGCUAAUGGAAACCCUAACUCCUCUUCUUAAGCAAAUGCAAUUCCUUACUAGGUUUUAA
Messenger RNA from Durio zibethinus, 593 nucleotides. Its product is annotated as putative WRKY transcription factor 43. The record is from RefSeq and is a predicted model, not a curated record. Gene Ontology annotation, biological process: regulation of DNA-templated transcription. Gene Ontology annotation, molecular function: sequence-specific DNA binding; DNA-binding transcription factor activity. Lineage: Eukaryota; Viridiplantae; Streptophyta; Magnoliopsida; Malvales; Malvaceae.